CAACAUAAAAAGGGAACAGAAGCUGUGACCACUCAAAAACCCACAAUGCCUGAAGAAACCACGUCGAUUGAUUACGUCAUGGAGGCCGCAUCUGGGGCCCACUUCUCCGGCCUUAGACUCGACGCCCUGCUACCUUCCUCCGCCACCGCCUCCGCCUCUCCUGAUUCAACCCUAGCCUCGGAUUCCCACCCCAAUCGCCCUUUCGUUAUUGGUGUUUCCGGCGGUACUGCCUCCGGGAAAACCACUGUCUGCGACAUGAUCAUUCAGCAGCUUCACGAUCACCGCGUCGUCCUAGUCAAUCAGGACUCGUUUUAUCGUGGGCUGAGACCCGAAGAGUUGGAACGUGUUCAUGAGUACAAUUUCGAUCACCCUGAUGCUUUUGACACCGAGCAGUUGUUAGAGUGCAUGGGGAAACUCAUCAGUGGCCAGGGCGUGCAUGUUCCCAUCUAUGACUUCAAGAAACAUCAGCGUUCUUCUGAUAGUUUUCGCCAGGUUAAUGCCUCUGAUGUGAUUAUAUUGGAGGGGAUUCUUGUAUUCCACGAUCAGCAUGUACGGGAUCUGAUGAACAUGAAGAUCUUUGUAGACACAGAUGCUGAUGUGAGGCUUGCUCGUAGAAUUAGACGUGACACAGUUGAGAGGGGCAGGGAUAUAAACUCUGUUCUUGAACAGUAUGCAAAAUUUGUUAAGCCUGCAUUUGAUGAUUUUGUUCUACCAUCAAAAAAGUAUGCUGAUGUGAUCAUUCCUCGUGGAGGUGAUAAUCAUGUAGCCAUUGAUUUGAUCGUGCAACAUAUUCGGACAAAGCUUGGUCAACAUGAUCUAUGCAAAAUAUAUCCAAAUGUCUAUGUUAUUCAGUCUACAUUCCAGAUAAGAGGGAUGCAUACAUUGAUUAGGGACCGAGACAUAUCAAAGCAUGAUUUCGUGUUUUAUUCAGAUCGUCUUAUACGCCUGGUUGUUGAGCAUGGUCUAGGUCAUCUGCCUUUCACCGAAAAGCAAGUGGUUACUCCCACAGGAUCUGUCUAUACUGGUGUUGAUUUCUGCAAAAAGUUGUGUGGUGUUUCAAUUGUACGAAGUGGUGAGAGCAUGGAAAAUGCACUUCGUGCAUGUUGUAAAGGCAUUAAAAUUGGUAAAAUUCUGAUUCACCGGGAUGGAGACAACGGAAAACAGGUAAAUGAAUUAUUUGGAAUUAGACAUGGAUGUACACGUUCUUUACUGAUGUUGGUUUUCAAUGGUAAACCCUUUGCUUCUGAGCAGCUUAUAUAUGAAAAGCUUCCCAAGGAUAUUUCAGAACGGCAUGUUUUGCUUCUUGACCCGGUCCUGGCCACAGGUAACUCUGCCAACCAAGCAAUUGAAUUACUCAUUCAGAAAGGAGUACCAGAAAACCACAUUAUAUUCCUGAACCUCAUUUCUGCUCCUGAGGGAAUCCAUUGCGUGUGUAAAAGGUUUCCGUCAUUGAAGAUUGUCACAUCUGAGAUUGAUGUUGAACUGAAUGAAGAGUACCGUGUUAUCCCAGGAUUAGGUGAAUUUGGUGAUCGCUACUUUGGCACCGAUGAUUGAUCCUGCAGCAUGACCAAAGGUGGAGACACCUUUUCGGUAGCAGCUGCCUUGAUUAAGAAUUCGAGAAGCAGCUCGCUACAUUGUAUUGAGAUGCUAAAGAUUCAUCAAAACCAGCUUUAUUGUGAUUUGAGGCAGCCAGAUUAACACCAAUGCAAACCUGCAUUGACGUUGAUAUACAAGAAUGGUUUUCAUAUUAUUAAAUGUAGAUAUCAGUCUUAGCAAGAUGAUGUCACCAAACACAAAUUGCUUUGCACAAUUCUGUCAAUCUUGAUUUGCAAUUAAUUAGUUAUGUGGAAAAAUAUUCCCCAGUGAUCGGUACAAUCUAUAUAACAACCAGAUCAAUCAUCGAUAUAUGUAAAUUGUGUGUUACUAUAUUUCGUACAUAUA
Vigna radiata var. radiata (mung bean) is the source of this 1941-nucleotide messenger RNA. Its product is annotated as uridine kinase-like protein 1, chloroplastic. Gene Ontology annotation, cellular component: chloroplast; cytoplasm. Gene Ontology annotation, molecular function: ATP binding; kinase activity. The record is from RefSeq and is a predicted model, not a curated record. Lineage: Eukaryota; Viridiplantae; Streptophyta; Magnoliopsida; Fabales; Fabaceae.